Puma concolor (puma) is the source of this 3021-nucleotide messenger RNA. RefSeq names its product ring finger protein 40 (gene RNF40). Gene Ontology annotation, molecular function: metal ion binding; ubiquitin protein ligase activity. NCBI's taxonomy places the organism in Eukaryota, Metazoa, Chordata, Mammalia, Carnivora, Felidae. The record is from RefSeq and is a predicted model, not a curated record. Gene Ontology annotation, cellular component: HULC complex; nucleus.
CUCGUCUCCGCGGCCAUGUCUGGACCCGGCAACAAACGCGCCGCCGGCGACGGGGGCUCAGGGCCCCCAGAGAAGAAGCUGAGCCGUGAAGAGAAGACCACAACCACGCUCAUAGAGCCCAUUCGUCUUGGGGGCAUCUCUUCCACGGAGGAGAUGGACCUGAAGGUUCUGCAGUUCAAGAACAAGAAACUAGCAGAGCGGUUGGAACAGCGACAGGCUUGUGAAGAUGAACUCCGAGAACGAAUUGAGAAGCUGGAGAAGCGGCAGGCCACAGACGAUGCCACACUUCUCAUUGUCAAUCGCUACUGGGCCCAGCUGGAUGAAACCGUGGAAGCUCUUCUCCGACACCAUGAGAGCCAGGGGGAACUGUCUUCAGGGACAGAGGCGCCUGGGACCCAGGAGGGACCGACACGUGAUGAGACCCCUGUCACAGAGCCAGGGACAUCGGAGCUGAGGGAGCCUCUGCCGGUGCAGCCGCGGCCCCCUCUCAGUGAGCCAGCCUUGGCUUUUGUGGUAGCACUGGGCGCCAGCAGCAGUGAGGAGGUGGAGCUCCAGCUGCAGGGCCGGAUGGAGUUCUCCAAGGCAGCUGUGUCCCGGGUCGUAGAGGCCUCAGACCGCCUACAACGCCGGGUGGAGGAACUCUGUCAGCGAGUAUAUAGCCGAGGGGACAGCGAGCCCCCCAGUGAGGUGGCUCGGGCGCGCACCCGGGAGCUGGGUCGUGAGAACCGGCGACUGCAGGACUUGGCCACCCAGCUACAGGAGAAGCACCACCGCAUCUCAUUGGAGUAUUCUGAGCUCCAGGAUAAAGUGACGUCAGCAGAGACCAAGGUGCUAGAGAUGGAGACGACGGUGGAGGACCUGCAGUGGGACAUCGAGAAGCUGCGCAAGCGUGAGCAGAAACUCAAUAAGCACCUGGCGGAGGCCUUGGAGCAGCUCAACUCUGGCUACUAUGUGUCUGGGAGCUCCUCAGGUUUCCAGGGGGGCCAGAUCACACUCAGCAUGCAGAAGUUUGAGAUGCUGAAUGCAGAGUUGGAAGAAAACCAGGAAUUGGCCAACAGCCGAAUGGCAGAGCUGGAGAAGCUACAGGCCGAGCUUCAGGGGGCUGUGCGGACCAAUGAGCGCCUCAAGGUAGCCCUGCGGAGCCUUCCUGAGGAGGUGGUGCGGGAAACGGGGGAGUACCGGAUGUUGCAGGCUCAGUUCUCACUGCUCUAUAAUGAGUCUCUGCAAGUGAAGACCCAGCUUGAUGAGGCCCGGGGUCUGCUGCUGGCUACCAAGAAUUCCCACCUGAGACACAUUGAGCACAUGGAGAGCGAUGAGCUGGGGCUACAGAAGAAGCUGCGCACAGAGGUUAUCCAGCUGGAGGACACGCUGGCCCAGGUACGCAAGGAGUACGAGAUGCUGCGCAUCGAGUUUGAACAGAACCUGGCGGCCAACGAGCAGGCGGGGCCCAUCAACCGUGAGAUGCGCCACCUGAUCAGCAGCCUCCAAAACCACAACCACCAGCUAAAGGGGGAUGCCCAGCGAUACAAGCGGAAGCUGCGGGAAGUGCAGGCUGAGAUUGGCAAGCUCCGGGCCCAGGCCAGUGGCUCAACCCACUCCAUUCCGAACCUGGGCCACCCAGAGGACUCUGGCCUCAGUGCCCCAACCCCAGGGAAAGAAGAGGGUGGGCCAGGCCCUGUCAGUGCCCCUGACAGCAGAAAGGAGGUGGCUUCAGUGCCUGGUGCCACCACUGCUGCCUCCUCAGCAAAGAAAGAGGAGCUGGCCCCCUCUGAGGAAGAUUCCCAGGCCUUAACUCCUGGGUCCCAGGGCCCCUCCUCCCGGAGCCGAGAACCUGAGGCCAGGCCCAAGCGGGAGCUUCGGGAGCGGGAAGGGCCUGGCCUGGGACCCCCAUCUGUAGCCUCAGCUCUCUCAAGAGCUGAUCGGGAGAAGGCCAAGGUGGAGGAGGCCAAGAGGAAGGAGUCAGAACUCCUUAAAGGUCUCCGAGCAGAGCUCAAGAAGGCCCAGGAAAGCCAGAAGGAGAUGAAGCUGCUGCUGGACAUGUACAAGUCAGCACCCAAGGAACAGCGGGAUAAGGUGCAGCUCAUGGCAGCCGAACGCAAGGCCAAGGCUGAGGUCGAUGAACUACGAGGCCGCAUUCGGGAAUUGGAGGAGAGGGACCGAAGAGAGAGCAAGAAAAUUGCUGAUGAGGACGCCCUGCGGCGCAUUCGGCAAGCCGAGGAACAGAUCGAACACCUGCAGCGCAAGUUGGGUGCUACCAAGCAGGAAGAAGAGGCUUUGCUGUCGGAGAUGGAUGUGACGGGUCAGGCUUUUGAGGACAUGCAGGAACAAAAUGGGAGGCUGCUACAGCAGUUACGGGAGAAGGAUGAUGCCAACUUUAAGUUGAUGUCAGAACGGAUCAAGGCCAACCAGAUUCACAAGCUACUGCGGGAGGAGAAGGAUGAGCUGGGCGAGCAAGUUCUUGGCCUCAAGUCCCAGGUGGAUGCCCAGCUGCUGACCGUGCAGAAGCUGGAGGAAAAAGAGCGGGCCUUGCAGGGCAGCCUCGGGGGUGUAGAGAAGGAGCUGACGCUGCGCAGCCAGGCCCUGGAGCUCAACAAAAGGAAGGCUGUGGAAGCAGCCCAGCUGGCCGAGGACCUAAAGGUGCAGCUGGAGCACGUACAGACGCGGCUGCGAGAGAUCCAGCCUUGCCUGGCAGAGAGCCGGGCCGCUCGCGAGAAAGAGAGCUUCAACCUCAAGAGGGCUCAGGAGGACAUCUCCCGACUGCGGCGCAAGUUGGAGAAGCAGAGGAAGGUGGAGGUUUACGCAGAUGCCGAUGAAAUUCUCCAGGAGGAGAUCAAGGAAUACAAGGCGCGGUUGACCUGCCCCUGCUGUAACACCCGCAAGAAGGAUGCAGUCCUUACCAAGUGCUUCCACGUUUUCUGCUUCGAGUGCGUGCGGGGCCGCUAUGAGGCCCGCCAGAGGAAGUGCCCCAAGUGCAACGCAGCCUUUGGUGCCCACGACUUCCACCGUGUCUACAUCAGCUGA